Hyphopichia burtonii NRRL Y-1933 is the source of this 1020-nucleotide messenger RNA. RefSeq lists its product as uncharacterized. NCBI's taxonomy places the organism in Eukaryota, Fungi, Ascomycota, Pichiomycetes, Serinales, Debaryomycetaceae. The coding region runs from base 12 to 1001 and encodes 329 amino acids. The record is from RefSeq and is a predicted model, not a curated record. The transcript has a single exon.
CACAAGGAUAGAUGGCAGUAGAAGAAAACAGCCCAGUAAAAGGCGAUGCUUAUCACGACACUAACAGUGGAUUGCUUUCUGUUCUCCCGCUGCUUCUAUGUAAUUUGAUAUCGCGAGAGUCUGUGGAAGAGCGGCUAUUAGAGAGAAUAGAUGAUGAAUUGAAACCCCAUUCUCCACAAUCAGAUGACAGAAGUAUAUUCCAGCAAAGGCUACAGUCGCUCAAAGAUCAGCUCAUUGGGCUUUCCCAAGAUGGAGCCCAGGAUGGCUUACAUAAACCAGUUGGUUUACCGGGAGGUUUGCGAAAAGAUGCAAAAAUAAAACUCGAUGCUAACAAAUCAAUCAUGCUUAACCUUAUGUAUGGAUCCAUGUACAAUGAGGCGUUGGCCAUGUACCAGGAAAGGCUUAUUCAAAUACUUGUAUUAAGUGAUGGCCCUGACGAUUGUGGGUUGCUUAAGAAGUUUAUCGAAACUCAGGAUUCCUCUAAUGCCAUUUUCAUAAAAGUAUCUGAUCCAACUCCCAAUCUAAAGGGGGAUCUGCUUAAUGAUCCAAUUUUGACCUCAGACUUGAAGAAACCACUCACAGUGUUUGAUAUUAGGUAUCAAUUACGCCAAAUUGGGUUGGAAUUGAAUAACGAUUGGAUUUUACAAAAAUUCGAGCCAACCAUCGGCAAGCUGCUGCUGCCGCCGCCCUCCAAAAGACUCAGACCGAACCCUUCAACCCAACACCUCGUUGAUGUGAAAACCUGGUAUUGCUCAUGUACUGUUUACCAGCUGUGUUACCACAAUGACUAUCGCAUGAAAUCAAUGGCUGAUCUCAUGUCCAAGAUGCCAGACUCCCCAGAAACCCAGAAAUUGCAAAAAAUCCUAAUUCCAGAAAUGAAAAACCUUCAAAAACUACCCUUGUGCGCCCACCUACUAGCGGUCUUGAUGCUCCUAUACAACUUCGAAGCCUACCCUAACUAUGAAAGAACCACUACAAACGAUAUCUUUGACAUACUUUAAGUUCGUUUGUGUAUUUUCA